AUGCAAAAUAAAUUCACAUAUACCCUGAGCGUAAUUACAGCUCUGAUACAACAAGUAUCAUCACUGUUAGCACCUAUAGAGGACCCGAUAGUGUCGAAUAAAUACCUUAUAUCGUACAUCGAUGAGACCAAGUGGAACGAUGGAAUAUUGCAGAACCAGUCUGCACUGGACUCCGGAUAUAUUGUAAAUGUAGGUGAUAAUCUUGAAUGUUUCAUUCAAAAUGCAAGUUCCCAAUUGGACGAUGCAUUAGAAAAGCCGAAUGACCAGAUCAAUAGUGAAAAGAGAGCACAGUUAACCAAUACUCUAGACCAAGGUGUUAAGACCAUUUUUGAUAAGCUAAAUGAACGAUGCAUUUUUUAUCAAGCCGGAUUUUGGAUUUAUGAGUACUGCCCUGGCAUAGAAUUCGUUCAAUUUCAUGGUAAAGUAAACAUACAAACUGGUGAAAUCGUUAAUCGAGAUGAGUCUCAGGUAUAUCAGCUGGGAAAAUCAAGAGCAAAUUUAGACGAGAGAGAAUUUGAAUUGCUUUAUGACGAUGUAGGAUAUUACAUCAGCGAGAUCAUAGGCUCAGGCGAUACAUGUGAUGUGACCGGCGCUGAAAGAAUGGUUGAAAUUCAAUAUGUUUGCGGUGGCUCAAACUCUGGACCAGCAACCAUCCAAUGGGUGAGGGAAACAAAAAUCUGUGUUUAUGAAGCUCAAGUCACCAUCCCUGAAUUGUGCAAUUUAGAAUUAUUAGCUAAGAAUGAAGAUCAAAAAAAUGCCUCACCGAUCCUUUGUAAAAUGCAUGACAAAUCAGAUACUGGCAGCAGUUCCGUUGAUUUAAUUACUCAAUAUGAACCAAAUUUUCUAGGAUCUGGAAUAUAUUUUCUAAGACCUUAUAAUACCGAUGAAAGAGCAAAAUUAAUGGUCACUGAUGACGCGAUGUCAAACUGGGAUGUGAUCACUGAGACAUACUAUCAGAAAUUUGGGAAUGCCAUAAACAGAAUGCUUAGUUUGGGGUUGGUAUUGUUACCUAAUGGUAAUACUCUCCAGCCUGGUGAUUCUUGUGUUUGGUUGGCGGAAGUAGUUGACAUCAAAGACCAAUUUCAAACCAUUCUAUCCUUGAACAUACUUAAUUCACAAAGGGCAGAGAUAUCUUUUAACAAGACUUUCACAUUCAGUGAAGAUAAUGGAAACUUUAUAUCAUACGAGAUCAGGGACCCUAGUGAGCCGACUGAACUAAAUCAAGAAGGUAAAAAUGCGGAACAUUACCAGCUAGGCGAACAUUCGAUUGACUCCAAUAAUGAACUGUUCUUGAAGCUUUCUGAGGGAAUAUCUGAAGUUAAAGAACUAUUGAACGAAAUUGCUGGACCGCAGGAUAUGGAACUGAUAUUCGAAAGAAUGAGAAACCAACCAAAUAAUGAUUUUGAACUUGCACUAAUUAACGGAUUCAAAUCUUCACUAGCUUUCGGUGACAAUGAGAAAAAUACUGAGCAAGUAGAACAGGCAAGGAUCGAUAACGAUGGAAGCGCACUGAGUGCCAAGGGUAGUUCAGAGUCCAUUAUUCAAACCAAAAUAUCGGGCAAUAAUAUUAAGGAAGAAGAAAGCCCAAGUAGGGAUGCUGGAGAAGCCGCCUCAGCGAUGGCGCAAAGUACUGAGGUGGAGGCUAUAAAUGACAUACCUGAUGUUAACAUUGAACAUGAUGAGCUUUAA
This is a messenger RNA of Saccharomyces kudriavzevii IFO 1802, 1689 nucleotides long. It is a transcript of the gene YOS9, whose product is annotated as Yos9p. NCBI's taxonomy places the organism in Eukaryota, Fungi, Ascomycota, Saccharomycetes, Saccharomycetales, Saccharomycetaceae. The coding region runs from base 1 to 1689 and encodes 562 amino acids. Gene Ontology annotation, cellular component: endoplasmic reticulum lumen. The record is from RefSeq and is a predicted model, not a curated record. The transcript has a single exon. Gene Ontology annotation, biological process: endoplasmic reticulum unfolded protein response; retrograde protein transport, ER to cytosol.